Molecule: messenger RNA, 787 nt
Organism: Neolamprologus brichardi
Lineage: Eukaryota; Metazoa; Chordata; Actinopteri; Cichliformes; Cichlidae
Source: RefSeq, a predicted model, not a curated record
CUGAUUGAUUGAUUACCAAUAAUCAGCAUCAGGCCUGAGGAAUCCUCAUUGAUCGGUCCUGUCUGAUGUCUCUUUUUAUUUGGACCCCGCCCUCUAACAGCUGGGGUUGGAUGGCUCUUAUAAUACAAACAGAAGAUGAAUGUGUGUCACUCUGUUUCUGUCCUGCAGGUGGAGCCGAUGGAUCCGAGGUGCCGCCUCCUCAGAACGUCAUCACGAAGACCUUGAACACCAACUACACGCUGAGCUGGGACUGGCCGCCGGGCGCUGCAGGGACCCACGCCGUCACCUUCACCACGCAAUAUGUGCCAAAUGUGAUCUCCUCUCUGUCCCGUCUAGCGGCUCUGGGGCCUCCCAGCAACGUCACCCUCGCUCCUGCUGGAAGCGACUUGGACGUGGUCGUCACCGACCCGCUGACCAGCAACAACACCUCCAUGAGGGAGCACGUCCCCAACCUGUACUACCACGUCCAGUACUGGGAGCGCCAGGCUGAUGGGCAGGCCUCGCCUCAUAAGCAGCUGAGGAUCAACACCACCAUGGUGACGCUGCCGGGCUUGAAGGCGUGGACCUGGUACUGUGUGAGCGUGCAGUCUCGCGACGACUUCUACUCGAAGACCAGCGACUUCACGGUGCCGCACUGCAUGCAGACCGAAGGUAACGCCGUCACUCUCACUAAGCUUGGCGCUCUGCUUCCUGCAGCUGUGACAGCACAGGCACUCGCUCUCUCGCACUCGCUCUUUCGCCCUCUCUCUCUCGCCCUCUUUCUCGCUCUCUCGCCCUCUCUCUCUCC